Messenger RNA from Phlebotomus argentipes, 877 nucleotides. RefSeq names its product glutathione S-transferase theta-1-like. The transcript is spliced from 4 exons. Bases 149 to 838 code for a protein of 229 amino acids. Gene Ontology annotation, cellular component: cytoplasm. The record is from RefSeq and is a predicted model, not a curated record. Gene Ontology annotation, biological process: glutathione metabolic process. Gene Ontology annotation, molecular function: glutathione transferase activity. NCBI's taxonomy places the organism in Eukaryota, Metazoa, Arthropoda, Insecta, Diptera, Psychodidae.
ACUUUCUGGGCACAGUUUUCCAGGAUUCUACAGGACGAUUAAGCCUCUCACACAAGAAGGAUGAUUCUUAGCCACUUACCACUUUAUUCUGCCAGGAAAUUUCCGAGGUGACAUUUGUUUAUUAGCGCAGUGGAGAAACUUCCGGACAAUGUCUGCAUCUUUCAAGUUCUACUACGAUCUUCUCUCUCCGCCAUCCAGAGCUCUGAUCACCUUAUUCCGCGUGGCGAACAUCCCGGCAGAACCUAUUCCUGUCGCCCUACGGAAGAGGGAGCACUUGACUGAAGAGUACCGGAGAGAUGUGAACAGGUUCCCGAAGAUCCCCGUCAUUCACGACAAUGGCUUCAGGCUGUCGGAAAGCGUGGCAAUCUUGAGGUACUUGAAGAAAACCCGGGGAUUUGAUGAUUUCUGGUAUCCGGAAGAUGCUAAAGCUCGAGCGCUUGUGGAUGAGUAUCUCUCGUGGACGCACAACAACAUCCGCAUCGCUGCGGGCAUGUAUUUCUUCGCCAAGUGGCGCGAUCCGCUGAUGACUGGCCAGAAGCCGGACGAGAAGAAGGUGAAGAAGCUCGAGACUCAACUAUCAAAUACUCUGGAUGUGAUUGAGAAUGUCUGGCUGAAGACGACGCCCUAUAUUGCCGGCGAGAACAUAACUGUGGCGGAUAUCUUUGCGGCCUGCGAUAUUGAGCAGCCUCGCGUUUGUGGCUUCGAUCCUUUGGCUUCCCGGCCUAGAAUGACUGCUUGGUUUGGCCGCGUGAAGGCAAAGCUCGAUCCUGCUUUCACAGAGCAUCAUCAGUUCGUCUACAAGUACGCUCAGAAGUCUCAAGAGCCCGCCAAACUGUGAGAAAUUCUCCAGCGCGCCGGCGUGACUUCCACAAAUUCC